Messenger RNA from Cyphellophora attinorum, 1278 nucleotides. RefSeq lists its product as uncharacterized. The coding region runs from base 1 to 1278 and encodes 425 amino acids. The transcript has a single exon. NCBI's taxonomy places the organism in Eukaryota, Fungi, Ascomycota, Eurotiomycetes, Chaetothyriales, Cyphellophoraceae. The record is from RefSeq and is a predicted model, not a curated record.
AUGACGGACCCAAAGCGACUUAUUAUACCGGCUAAGAUAACCGAAUCUAAGUCCUUUGAAGGAGGACGGCGCGAGGCUUUAUCAAACCACUGUCUGGUCUGUGACGCCGAGGGCAAGCUGUCCAGAUGCUCUGCCUGCAGGGUGGGCCGCUAUUGCUCUAGAGAGCAUCAACUGCAGGAUCGCGAACGGCACAAACUCGGCUGCCGCGAUAUCAAGGUGUUACGAGCUCAGCUUCAGGUCGAUGAUCAUGACCUCCGUAACACAACGGAUCCAACGACAUCCGCAAAUGCCUUCGAUCUUGACGUCGGCAGGUUCUGGGAGUUUGAAAUGACUCGUCAAUACAUUUGUACCCGCUUCAUGGUGGCCGACUUAUGCCGUCUGGCCGGGACCCUAGACGGUACCGUCGAAGCUAUAGAGCACAUGCAAGACAUGCUGCGGCUGUGCGACUCUGACCAUCUCGAUCUCAGAUAUGCUAUACCUCCGAUGAUGCUGCAACUUGACAGGGACCAAGAGUGCUAUAACUUCAUCAAGUGGUGGCAGACCCGACACAUCGAUGACAACGGACAGGAGCAUGAAAUGUACCACCCAGAUGUUUGCAGCAGACCUGCAAACCCAUUGGAAAGUAUAGCGUGGUUGGAUCACGACAAUGUCGAUGUCGAGCACCUCGGCGCCAUGUUGCUGUUGAAGCUGAAAUUGCUCAUCGAUGUCAUUGCUCUCAAGCGCGCUCGGAAAGUUAUCGAGCACCGUCUCGACGUGGAGUUGUGGACCUAUGUUGAUCGUCACGUCGUUCGAAGCAAGCUCAGUACAGAAUGGAGUAGCAAGUCUUACAAGGAGCUCACGGCUGUACAGCAACGGCUGGAGCAGCACGCGAUCUUCAUCGGUGGCCUUCUGAGCAAGAUCACCAAGCAUUUCCCUGCCGCCCUCUUGGAUCCCGACCGCUACCUGAAGAUCAGCGUCGAGACCAAGACAAGGGGCUCAAUUGAAGAGACGGUGUUCCUGCUGCAUUCAUCGUACGGUGCUUGGUGGAACCAUGAGGGUGUCCUGGAACUGUUGCAAAAUGCAUUGUUCCUCGCGGCCGUGAAGUCAAAAGCCGAGUCCAAAACAUGGUUGCCAGCGGUAGAGCAGAUGAUGGCAGGCCAAGCUAUUUCAAAUGUUCCAUUCCUCAAAGUCAAAAACAUCAACAAGAAGAUGUGGCAAUGCCUGCCCGAAGCAGUCGAUACGGCAUUCGAUUUGAAUCAGCUGCCGACGUUUCCAAUGCUGAGGAACUGGGAGAAGUGA